Chanos chanos (milkfish) is the source of this 1044-nucleotide messenger RNA. It is a transcript of the gene rxfp3.3a3, whose product is annotated as relaxin family peptide receptor 3.3a3. Gene Ontology annotation, molecular function: C-C chemokine receptor activity; C-C chemokine binding. The transcript has a single exon. Gene Ontology annotation, biological process: calcium-mediated signaling; G protein-coupled receptor signaling pathway; immune response. Gene Ontology annotation, cellular component: membrane; external side of plasma membrane. The coding region runs from base 1 to 1044 and encodes 347 amino acids. NCBI's taxonomy places the organism in Eukaryota, Metazoa, Chordata, Actinopteri, Gonorynchiformes, Chanidae. The record is from RefSeq and is a predicted model, not a curated record.
AUGACCAACUUUGUCAACUUCACCGAAAUGUUUAAUAGCACUGUUCUGGACCACGAGAGAUUUGGAAAUCUUGAGGACAUCGAUGUCUCCGCGGAUAGAAGUCCAGUCCUCAGGAUAAUAAUCUCCAUUGUGUACUCAGUCGUGUGCGCCAUUGGUCUGGUGGGGAACUUGCUGGUAUUUUUUCUGAUGAAAGUUAAAAAGGGCAGAAAAAGCUCAACAAUUAACUUUUUUAUAUUUAACCUGGCCGUAACAGACUUUCAGUUUGUGCUGACACUGCCUUUUUGGGCAGUGGAUACCGCUCUGGACUUCAGCUGGCCGUUUGGAAACGCCAUGUGUAAAAUAAUUCUGUCGGUCACCGUUAUGAACAUGUACGCAAGCGUCUUUUUUCUCACAGCAAUGAGUAUUACGCGCUACUGGUCAGUCGCCACGGCUGCGAAGAGCAGGUUCCGUCAACCUCCGUGCUCCGUGCGUUGGGUGUGCGCAUUUCUGUGGAUUAUUGCAACUGUGGUCACAGCUCCUACGUCUAUCUUUUCAACUGUGACAAACGUUGCUGGGGAAAAGCUUUGUCUUUUGAAGUUCCCUGCUGGACAGGACUGGUUGGCUAUUUAUCAUCUUCAAAAAAUCUUAGUCGGUUUUGUUUUACCAAUGUUAAUCCUCUCGGUCAGUUAUUUGCUACUUUUGAGAUUUGUAAGAAAACGAAGCAUGAAUAACAACAAGUCAAGACGAAAGCUUAAUGUGACAAAAUCCGUGACCAUCGUUGUUCUUUCAUUUUUUCUCUGCUGGAUGCCAAACCACGCUAUUACAUUAUGGGGUGUCUUGGUCAAAUUUAAUGUUGUUUAUUGGGAUGAGAGCUACUACAUAGUGCACACGUAUGUCUUCCCCGCCACUGUAUGCUUAGCGCACACCAAUAGCUGUUUAAACCCAUUUAUUUACUGCUUAACGCGAAGAGAAUUUAGGAAGAAACUGAAGAUGUGCAUGUUUAGCUUUGUUCCUCAUUCAUCUAAGGGUUCCAUUCGGUCGAGAAAUAUGAGAGGGAUUGUCUAA